Messenger RNA from Corticium candelabrum, 907 nucleotides. Its product is annotated as START domain-containing protein 10-like. The transcript has a single exon. Gene Ontology annotation, molecular function: phosphatidylcholine binding; phosphatidylcholine intramembrane carrier activity. Bases 51 to 791 code for a protein of 246 amino acids. NCBI's taxonomy places the organism in Eukaryota, Metazoa, Porifera, Homoscleromorpha, Homosclerophorida, Plakinidae. The record is from RefSeq and is a predicted model, not a curated record.
UCUAGCCAUUCAUUAUUCUACGUCUACAGCAGUGGUCAAUUAGUUGCGACAUGAAUCGUAAACUGGUGUUUCAAGAUAAAGAUUUUCAAAGAGCGUUUGAAUUGGAGGCUGGCCGAGAGGACGACGGUUGGACGAAGACCGGCACGUGGACGGAAAGCUCGGAGUUCUGGAAGAUGGUCGAUUACGAUGCGGCGGUACCGCUUCAUCUCAAGUGUAGAAUUCGCGUGAACGACGUGCCUCUGGAGAAGUGCCGGAAACUACUGACGAACGUUGAGCUGAGGAACAAGUGGGAUGGGGCUAAGUUUGAGGUGAAUCAACUGGAAAGGAAUCCUUACUACUCAACAAUCUACUGGAUAUUCCAUCUGCCAUUUUUUGUACAGAACAGGGACAUGGUCCAGCACACAGCAGUAAGGUGGAUUCCCGAGAAGAAGGCUUACGUAAUUCUCUACAAAGACGGGACACAUCCCAGCAAGCCUGAAACGAAUGAUUACAUCCGUAUGAAGACUGGCCUUAGCUACACCAUACUGAGACGAGCAGACAAUGAUCCUAAUACAACAAUAAUGUCUACAUUAGGAAACAACGAGUAUGGUGGUUGGUUGCCUUAUGCUUUGAUGGGCAAACUAUAUGCCAGUUCUCUAACCAAGCUCAGUCAAAGAUUGACGAAAGCAUGCAGUGACUACAGUGAAGAAAGUACAUCACUUCAAAAGCCAAUUCAAAAGCAAACACCUAGUCUAGGUGUUGCUGCUUCUAGACAGUACCACAGAAGUCUAUCUGUUAAAGAUCAGCGAUAGGACAAUGAUUUUGACUUAUUCUUGUUAGGAAUUUUUAUAAAGUAAAUUCUGUGCUACUUUUAUUGAAGAGUAUUUAAUUCUACUGAAAUAAACAAUUAAAUUUCUUGACGUGAAAA